AUGCGUAACGUUGUCAUAUUUAUCAGCUCUUAUUUUUUCAUACAUCACUCGUUGGCACUCUCUGUUCACUCGGAGAAUAUCACAGUGACGAAAGGUGAAAAUGUCAAAUUUCGCUGUCAAUUACCAUUGGAUUUCUCAUCCAAAGAUAAUAUUAUCCAAUGGAAAAAGUCUCGUUCGGACGAUGACAAUCUGAUCAUUUCAAUUAAUGGAAAAAUACCGAAAAUUUUCCAAAAUUCCUAUCAAACCGAUCUCACUAAUCAACACAGCUCGUUGGAAUUAUUUCAUGUUAAUCAUAAUGAUUCAACAGCAUACAUUUGUCAAACAUUUGAAACGCAAACAAUCCUCUGUCAGUAUAAUCUUGUUGUACUAAUUAUGCCUGAGGCACCAUUGUUAACAAUCAAUAAAGUGGAUAUCGAAGAAUAUCAAGCUGUCACAUUGACAUGUUCAUCACUGAAUGGAAAUCCUCCGCCUCAAUACACAUGGUAUCGUAAUGGCACACUUCUCACGUAUGAUUCGAUAAACUUCGUUAGAAACUUUCAUUCAUUUGCUCUCUACGUUCUUCCAGUUCANGUCAUCGUUUUUCUUUCUUCAGUUAUGCCUGAGGCACCAUUAUUAACAAUCAAUAAAGUGGAUAUCGAAGAAUAUCAAGCUGUCACAUUGACAUGUUCAUCACUGAAUGGAAAUCCUCCGCCUCAAUACACAUGGUAUCGUAAUGGCACACUUCUCACUUCAUUGAAUGAACAAGUGAUCACAACGGGGAAUAGCUCGUCAUAUACAUUUAAUGUGACGCGUUUUGACAAUCAAAUCAAGUACGAAUGUCAAAUCUGGAAUCAAGCACUUGCAAGUCCAUUUCGUCUUGAACAAUAUUUACACGUAAAAUAUCGACCAUAUGUGAACAUACUUGAAGAAACAGCGAUAUUCUCAAGUGAACUAAAUCAAAUAAGAACAAUAAUCGGUAUCGAAUCUCGACAACAAAAUUUAACUUGUCAAAUUCAUGCAAAUCCGCCACCAACCGCGAUCUAUUGGAUAACGAAUGAAACGACCAUUGUUAGCCGUGAAAGAACGCUUCAUAUCCCACGUUUAAUAUCCGAACAAACUGGCGUGUACACGUGUGUGGUGGAAAAUGCACUCGGUCGGCGAAAUCGAUCGAUUUAUCUUGACGUUGAAUAUUCACCGCGUGUUCAAGCUGUUCAAUCUCGUAUCGUUGCCAAUCGUUCAGAUUCAGUUAAUCUACGCUGUUCAUCGACUUCCAAUCCAUUGCCAUACCAAGUCAAAUGGUUUAAAAAUAACACUGAAAUCUUACGUGAUAACCAUCUCAUCGAUUAUCGAAUCGAUCACGUUGAACGAAACGAUUCCGGCCUGUAUACAUGCACUGUCUAUAAUCGUUUCCAUAACAAUCAAACAAGUAAUGGUUCAAGUACGAUUGAACUUAUUGUUCAGAGUCGUCCGAUUAUUGAAACAACGCACUCAAAAAUAGCCGCAGAAGUUGGCCACCCUCUCAUAUUAACAUGCCGCGUAUUGGGACUACCAAAACCGGCUAUAAUUUGGAAAUUCGGCGACCAAUUCAUUCAAUGUGAUGAAAUUAUCAACGAAACAUGUUAUUUACGUUUUUCGGCAAUACCGAAGACAAGUUUUGGCGUGUAUCGGUGUAUUGCCGAGAACUUGCUUGGAAAAGAAGAAUGGACUUAUACAAUUGUGUCGCGAGGUAAACCGGAAACACCAACAGAUAUUCUUGUUUCGGAAAUUACAUCAUCAUCGUUUAAAAUACAAUUCUCUCCGUCGUUUGACGGUGGAAGUGGAUCACAACGGUUUACAAUUGAAAUUGCCAAUUCAUCAAAUAUCACCAUCAUCACCGAACAGAUACCAUUUAAUAUUUAUGAAUAUACAGUCAAAGAUCUAAAUGAUUCGUCAUUGUACUUCUUUCGCAUCAAAUCAACAAACAUCUAUGGCGAAAGUCCAUGGAGUAUGGAUAUACCUAUCCAAACAAGUGAAUUGAUAAUCACAUCGGAUGAUCUGCCGCAAUUGCAUGUUGUCUCGUAUAAAUCCAAGGAAAAUCUACUUCAAUUUGAUUACUUACCAGAUAGUUCUCGUUUAUCGAAUUUGAAUGAAAAUCAGUUAUGUUUGAAUAUACGUCAAUCAUCCGAUGGCAAGCUCUAUCAAUCUGUGGACGAAUGUUUGCCAAUAGUCAAUCGUCAAGUUCAAUGGAGAAUUGGUAAAGAUCAACCGUUCUUAAAAUUAGCCAUUUGUUCAAAGAAAAAUCGCGAAAUUUGCGGACAAGAGAUUGAAAUGAAAGAAGAAAUGUACAGUCGAGAUUUAACACCGAUGAUUAUUGUAGCAGCUGCUAUAAUCAGUUUUCUAGUUCUUGUGACUAUUAUCGUCACCAUUAUCUGUGCACGAUCCAGAGCACGGAAAUCGAAACCAAAUACGAAUAAAUUUGGUAUCGUUGGUCUUGAUAAAGAUAUUCGACCUGACAUUUCCGAGCCUCGUCUUCAAAAUCCGUAUAUGCUGUACACAAAUACAAAUCCUCAAACACCAUCCUAUGACUAUGACUAUCAACAACGUAAAAUAGCAAAUUCAUUUACUCAUUCACCCGAAGUCGUCGAUUACGAACAACGAAAGGAUGAAUACGGAGUCACACGACGUAUCACAAAUAUCCAUACUUCGCCUCAUUGGAACCGCAGUGAAUCUCGAUCAGGUUCGAAUCCUUCAUCAGAAUCCAGUUGUGUUACACAGCAUACAAAUAUAUUAAUCCCUACUAACACAGACACUCAACAUUCAGAUCCGGCUUCAACAUUAAUUUCACAUUACGGUUUUCCACCAAUUCUUUCUCCAUCACAGCAACAAUCCUCGAUUAUUCAAAGUUCAUCAUCGAGUGAAACUUCGACACCCAAUCGCAUCAGAAAACUCUUCUAUGAAGUCGUUGUUUAA
Messenger RNA from Adineta ricciae, 2928 nucleotides. The record is from the annotation of a GenBank genome assembly. NCBI's taxonomy places the organism in Eukaryota, Metazoa, Rotifera, Eurotatoria, Adinetida, Adinetidae.